AUGCUUGGCUCUACGGUCUUACUCCUGGCUGCAGCGUUGGCUCUGCCAACUGAUGCCCGACGGGUAUCACGGCUAACAGUGGACUCUACUCCCACGCUAACCCUUCCAUGGGGAACAUGGGAAGGACAGCCGUAUGGCGAAGAUGGCGAGACAACCAUCUUCAAGAACGUCCGCUUCGGCCAAGCUCCUGUCGAUGAAUUGCGCUUCGCAGCACCAAAAUACCCUGAGGCGAUCAAGGACCCCAGACAAGUUCAAGACAGUACCUAUGGACCGAGCUGUAUCCAGGCCAAAAUACCCAAAGAGAAUGUGACCGUAGAACCUACAGACGACAGUAGCAUUCAAGACGAGGACUGCCUCUUCCUCGAUGUCUAUGUUCCCUCGUGGGCACUAGAGCCAGAUGCAGGCGUCAAUGAGGAUCCGCUUCCUGUUGUUGUGUGGAUCUAUGGAGGAGCAUACAUCUUCGGCUCGAAGGAUCUCGCUUUCAAUACGACGGAUGGUCAUUUCCAAGCUUACGACGGCCAAGGUAUUCGUGAUGCGACUAGUCAAAGCGUCAUCUGGGUGACUGGGAACUACAGGAUGGGAGCGUUUGGUUUCUUGGCUGGCUCUACUAUGGAAGAAAAGGCACAGCCCAACGCGGGAUUGCACGAUCAGCGCCUUCUCUUAGACUGGGUUCAACGAUACAUUGGUCAGGUGGGUGGAGAUAAGAACACCGUAAGCGCAUGGGGUCUGUCUGCCGGCGCAGGAUCCAUCCUCCACCACCUGACCGCGUAUGGCGGGAGUGGGAAAGGGGAAACACCGCUGUUUCAUCGGGCUGUUAUGUGGAGCCCUGCAUUCCAGUGGGGCUAUGAUCGUGCUGGAGCCUUGGAAGAUACCUUUCACAAGUUCGCGGACCAGGUCGAGUGCUCUUCAAAGGCGCUUGACUGUCUCAGGAAGGCCAGCACGGACGACUUGACUAAGGCCAACCAAAAAAUCACUAGCGAGGCUUUGAAACUGGGCAUGUUUCCAUUUGGUCCGGCCGUGGAUGGAGACCUUGUGCCAGAGCUCCCGGCUGCUCUGUUGAGCAAAGGAAAACACACCAGCUGCAGUUCGAUCAUUGUGUCUCACGACCACGACGAAGUCAGCCUAUUCCUUGCGAAAUGGGUUGAUACAGAAGAAGAGUUCAGCGAGUUUCUGACUUAUGCCUUUCCCGGCGUCGCGCUUGCCAAUAUUCGGGAUCGAAUCGAGAAGCAAUAUCCAGCCAAAUUUUUCGACUCCCAGCAGAAGAUGCGCAUGAGAAAAGUAUUGCGCGACUCGACCUUUGUCUGCAACACGCGCCAGAUCUACAACGCUUUCCACAAUGAUUCCACUGUAUACACGGCGAAAUUUGAAUUACCUCCUGCCCAACACGGCUUUGAUAUGUUCGCUCUGAUUUGGCACCGCGGCGUCGCUGUAAGCGAGUUGCUCAAGAACGCAUCAGAAAAAAUCCCUGACUUCAUUCUCGAUCUCUUCGAUAAUAUCUGGCCAGGUUUUGCCCCAAAAUUCCAAGCUUACUUUGCGGGACACGCGGUUGCUGGCGAUCCCAACUUAUUCAGCAGUCACCGCAGACUGGAUUGGGAGCCUACAGUUGAUGACGGCAACGAGCUAACAAAUUCAUUGAAAAUGGGAUUGUAUCCGAAUUAUGUUCAUCCUUUUUUCAAGGUGGGCAGGGACGCGCAGAACUCGAUGGACAAUUGCGCUUUCUGGGAUGAGAUUGCAAAGGAUAUCUCGGCACUCAAGAAGGAGUCCGCAUCGCUGGUUAGCUUCAGAGAACAGCUUGAGCUACGCUGA
Molecule: messenger RNA, 1806 nt
Organism: Alternaria postmessia
Lineage: Eukaryota; Fungi; Ascomycota; Dothideomycetes; Pleosporales; Pleosporaceae
Exons: 3
Coding region: 1-1806 (601 amino acids)
Source: RefSeq, a predicted model, not a curated record